UUCACGUUCGGUUUUUUUGAUUAUUUUUUUUCUAGUUUUCUCGGUUUAAUUGAUUUUUCGGUGUUUUUGUUCACUUCAAGUGACAGGUAUCUAUGAAAUAUUAGAGUUAUUCUUGAGAUGAUAAUCAUCAAAUUUCUCAAUGAAAUAAAUCCCAUUUAAAAUAUUCCAAUGACAUGUAUUGUAAUAAUAAAAACAAAAUAAGUGAAACUGAUUGCCAUAAAUCACCUAUAAAAUAUAAUAUUUUGAACUACUUUCCGUUACACAAAGCUUGAAAAUUUGAAAGAAUAUACAUGCACAUUCAAAGGUAGAAUCCAAACAACAUUAAAACCAGAAUCCAUGACACCCUGAAAGGCAAAUGGCUGGAGGAAAUUAGAAGUAAAACGUAUUAAAGCAGUUAAAACGCAUCAAACACUUUGUCAACUAGUUAAUUAAUCAGGCUUUGGAAAUUGAAAAUCGAACCACUUUCCACUCAAAUCCAAAACCAGAAAGAAAGAAAAGGUGUGUAAAAGCAACUCCAUGCACACUGAACAGUGUUAUCCUGUGGGCUUACUGCACUAUAAAUAGGCAGCUUGUGCAGAGCAUUCAGCACUAAGCAAGCCCAGUUGAUCAUAUAGGUAAGUAGCAUUAGUCUAGCUAGAGAGUGAAGAGAGAUGGAGAAGAAAAUAGUGGUGGCUGUGAUUGCUUUUUGGCUAACGCUUUCUUUUGGGAGUGGAAGCACAAGCGUGGCUAACGACAUUUGCACAGAAGCCAUGACUAGGUUGCGCAACUGCCUCCCAUUCUUGACUACUACUGCCCCAUCACCAUCUCUUUCUUGCUGCGAAGCUGUGGGAUGGGUGAGUCAACAUGCUACCACCACACAAGACCGUAGGGACCUCUGUAAAUGCUUAAAGAGCGCAUCUCUUGCUUACAAGGUUGAUCCUACCAGAGCUAAGGAACUUCCUGAUGUGUGCAAAGUCUCUGUCCCCGUGCCCAUCUUACCCCAAAUCGACUGUGACAAGAUCCAGUAGUCUUCCAUUGAUUGAGGAGUAGAGAUGUUUGCUUAGAAGAAUAAACUGGAAAGAUUAGUAGCGUUGUGUUACUGUGGAGAGAUUAAUGCCAUAAUAUUUAGAGCCUUUCCCUGUUAUGUGUAUGCAUGCAAUAUGAUGCAAUGUACAUAUUUUAGGGGAAGCAUUGUGUCAAUGAAAUGAUAUAUGGCCUCUUUUCGUA
Molecule: messenger RNA, 1206 nt
Organism: Populus trichocarpa (black cottonwood)
Lineage: Eukaryota; Viridiplantae; Streptophyta; Magnoliopsida; Malpighiales; Salicaceae
Product: non-specific lipid-transfer protein P3
Exons: 2
Coding region: 651-1007 (118 amino acids)
Biological process (GO): lipid transport
Cellular component (GO): membrane
Molecular function (GO): lipid binding
Source: RefSeq, a predicted model, not a curated record